AUGGCUUUGAAUGUUUUAAGCAAACAGAAAAAUUACGUUUUGGAAAAAUUGUCGAGUUUUCCGUUUACAGUUCCCAAUUCAAAUGAAUUUGAUUUGACUGUUUGUAAACUAGUGCAACGAACAGAGAGGUUGACCGCUUUCUUUCAACUUGACUUUAAUGGUCCAAGCCAAAGCAACUCAUCUGCAGUAAAUGCGUUUGGUUACCGUCGAUACAAAUGGAUGGACUGGUUCAUAACAAUCAACUGUUUAAUCACUUAUACAAAAUUUGUUGCACUUGGUUUCAGCACAAGUGAUUCUGUUGCGUUUUACCUUGGAGAUUCAUUAUUUCGUGCCAAAGAUGGUCAAGCUAUAUAUAUAUAUGGUUCAAUAAUGAUUUCAAUGUUGUUCGUUUUUCGAGAAUGGAUUUUGAAUCUGAAUGCAAAAGGAAGCUUCGAAAUAUUGUCUGCAUGGAAAGUUUGUUUCAAUGGUUUCGACUCGACUAACUUGCAAAUGAACAAUCUUGUUGCCAAAAGAUUUCGUUUUACCAUCUUUUUAUUUUCUAUUUUUACACAAAAUGUGCUGCUUUCAAUGCCUUUCUGUUCAGCAUUAAUAUAUAUUAUACCAUGCUUAUCCAAUCCUUGGAUAUACAAAGUUCCUAAACUGGCCUUUUUCUGUUCUGUUUGGUCCUUUCCAAUCAUCUUUGUUUUUACGCUUCUUUUCAGUACUGCAUUUGGAUUCUUCUGGUACAUAGUUUGCUCCAUUUGCUUUCAUCUCUUUCGACUGUAUGAUCUGCUGCACUCUGCAGAUGACUUGAAUCACCGAUUGGUUGAUGGGAAACAACUUCGAUCAUUUUGUGUGUCAAUCAUUCAUCAGCUUAACAAUUUUGAAGUGGUUUCUCACAAAUUUCGCUAUCUACUGUUAUGUUAUCUUUUAAUAUUUGCUGCCGUAGGUGAUUUCGACAUUUUUCUUGGCACCAUUGUUAAAGUUUACAAUGAGUCAGUCGCAAAUUUGUUCGCAUUCCUCGGUUUCUCGAUUUUGCUAUCUCUUGGAACUUUUGGUUUAAUUUUUGGAAAUUUCAUCUCAAAGCUCAAUAGAUUGACAGUGAAACUGCACCAACUAUCCACCAAGAAUAGACUUACGAUGCGCACAGCAAACAUGGUUUUGGAGAUAAUGGAUCGAGCUGCUGGACCAUACAAUGGCAUCAAAAUCGGAGACCUUUUGACUCUUGAGAAAAGUUUUGGCAUAACGUUUAUAUUAGAAAACAUAUCAGCUUUAAUGCUUUUUAUUUGCAACAUUGGACCUUUGAUACAUACUGCAAAUCUUUCUAAUCAAAAUUAACCAUUCGUACGCGUACAAACGGCGAAACAAUGACCUAUCGUGAUAAUGACUCAAGUUUUUCAUCGCUAUUUAAUAGUAUAACUCUAUAUAAAAAUAUGAAUUGAAUAAAAAUGAUCUGAAUAUAUGCUAA
Tetranychus urticae (two-spotted spider mite) is the source of this 1447-nucleotide messenger RNA. RefSeq lists its product as uncharacterized. Lineage: Eukaryota; Metazoa; Arthropoda; Arachnida; Trombidiformes; Tetranychidae. The record is from RefSeq and is a predicted model, not a curated record.